AUAUAGUUUGAGCAAUUGGUCUCAUCGUUUUUAAUGCCGAACAGGUAACACCUACUACAAGAUUAUAAACCCUAUAGAUUUCAACAGAUUCUGUGACAGAACGAAUGUUUAUAAGAGAUUGGUGAACAAUUGUAUAUGGAAGGAAUCAAGUUAUAACCAGCACUUGGGAAAUGCUAAGGAAAUCUACAUACAUGCAUAUAAAAUGAAGAUGCCAGACGACACACGGUGAUCUAAACACGUUGCGGAAAUGUUUAAGUUAUAAAAUGACAAAACAAAAAACUUGUUGUUCAAACAAAAAAAAAGAAGACGAAACAAUAAACUCGUUAAUAUGAACAUAGAAACUGAUGAAAUAGAAACUGUGAUAAGACGAAUGAAUUGAAGUAUAAUUACAAAAUAAAAUGAACUCUUCCCAUUUUUUAUCAAAAAUUUGUUGUGAAUUUUUUUUUUUUUGGAUUUUAUAUGUUUUUAUGAAGUUUGACAAACUAUUUAUUCAACUGCUUUCAAAGUGACUAAAUUAUUAUUUUUAUAAAAUGUCGUGGAAUAACAAAUUCACAUAUGGAUUUACUAUUUUUGACAGAAUUAUUGUUCUAUUAGUUUCAAAAACAAAAUCUUUAAAAAACAUUAUAAUACAAUUCUGAUAAAAAAAAAGAAUGAGUGAUGAUUUUCUAUAUUUCAUUUAUUUUCGUUUAUUUAUUUUUAUUUUAUUAUUCUCCAAAAUGUUUCCUAUCAACAGCCAGUAUUGUAUUUCUAUACAACAUUUAUGGGUGGACAAAACACAAAAAAAAAAUACAACAUUUAUGAAAUAAGUCAUUUCACAUCAUUUUAUUUCACAAAAUAUCAGUUCAGUUACAUUAUAAAUAUUCGUCUUCUUAAAAAAGCUGGUGUUUUAACAGGAGUAGUCUAGUCCAUUAAUGUUUGCUAUAGUUCUUUCAACAUUUUGACUUGACGAAUUGUUUGUACUCAUCAAUGUCAUCCAGAUAAGUACGGCAAAGCAGGCAAAAGGCCAAAUUUGAUUACAUAUUUUUGUCUUUUGCAAGAGAAAAAUAUAAAGAACUUGGUAUUUCAAAGAAAAUUGAUAUAGCCAAGUUAAAAUAUUUCAUUUUCUUGAUCUGUAGUAUCCACACGGACCACAUCCAAUAGUUGACUUGGUUGGAGUUUGGUACUUAUGUGCUGGCUAAUCUCUUUUCACUGAUCUUUUAUUGAUUAGGGUUUUUUUUUAUUAGAGUUUCUUAUACAAUAAUAACACAAGAAACUCAGAAAAAACUUACUUGUUAGUUUAGAAAAUCAGAAAACAUUAUGCGUCACAAACGUAUGGACGCAGGAUUCUAAAGUUAUUAUUUCUUUGAACUUUCUUAGAAAACGAAGACCAAAACACAUUUAAACUAAACAAAGUGUGGAUUAAAAAAAACGAAGUACGCAACAAUAUAUAUAACUAAAGUUAUUACUAUGCAUUGUGUGGAUGAUUAAUAGAUGUCUGGCUGAUUAAUAGAGUUUAGUAUUUAGACACAAGUGAGCAAUAUAAUUAGUAUUUUUAUUAUUUUAGUGAUCAGGCGAUAUAUAAAUAUGUAAUAUCAACCAAUUUCAUGGAAAAUGUUAAUUUGAAUCAUACAUUUCAUUCGCACUUCUGAUUAUUUAAAUAUCAUAAUCUGAAAAGUCUUCAUUCGUUUUUGCCAUUUGUACAUUUCUAUGAAACUUCCACCACUCAAAAUACUAAUUAAUUGUUUGUUAAGAGAUUUCAAUAUAAGCUUUUAAAAUAGUUUUAUUAUUAGAUCAUUCAUCGGAUAACAAUCUUUAGAACUCUUUUUGGACAUGAUUUUGUUAUCUGUAUUUACAAAUAAUAUAUUGAUAUCCAAAACAAUGAUAUUUGAUGGAUACUACUGACUUUGGGGAUACGACCUGCCAAACCGAAUAACAUUCUUGUUAUCUUUAUAAUACAAGAAAAUUUACAUUUGUCAAAAUGGUGUAAAUGAUAUUUAAAGUUUUUACAAAAAAAAAAUUAAAAACAUCGUGAAAUAAAGAUUGCAAAUAUCUACAUACUUAAUUAUUUGUCCUUUAUAAACUCUUAAGAUUGGAGAGAUACACACAACAAGCCAAAAUACGACUUAUCUUUCUAAUAAUAGAGGAUCUAAUUAACAAAAUAGCUGACAUGAAUCCAAGAUUCCGAAAAAAUGUUGAUAAGAAACAAAGUAUAUUAGGGAGUGAUUGGCUAGAGCCGGUUUCCUUUUAGUCAACGCUUCUAAUGGUGGGAUAUGAAAACGCAUUUUUCUGCGUUAGCGUUUACAAGUAUAUAGUCAAUAUAAUUGUACAUAGUCUUAUAAUCGAGCUAAUCACGUUAUCGUCCCUAUCUAUGAUAUUUAAAUUAUCAUUAAAACUUGUCUAUGAUGUUUCGUUUUUUAUCUAUGUAUAUGUGUGGACAGGCAACUAAGACAGUUCAUAUGCAAUCGUGGUGUGAACAAACACAUUCUAAUAAAUUAUCUAAUCUUUUCUUUUAAAGGUGGCUGCAUGUAAAUAAAUUCUAAGCAAUUAAUAUGUUAUACAAGCAAAGUGUACAAAAAGUUACGAGAGCUUUUUCUGUUUGUAAAAUCAAAUUUAAUUGAAAAAAAUGAAUUUAUUUGAAAAUACUAGGUCUGGAUAUUUCAAUUUUGAGAUGUAUUACCCAAUAUGAUCUAUAUUCUUCUUGAAUUUUAUGUUCCACCAUAUCCAAUGCAUGUUGAAAUAUUUACAGGUUUGAAAUAAUUAAUUCCAGUGAGAAACGAAAUAUAUCAUGUAUGACUGAGAUAAUAUCCGAUUUUACUGUCCUAUGUUUUAUUGAGUAUACUAUGAAUAUUUUUUUUUAAAUAUGAAUUAUUACAUUUAUGAUAUCCUUAUCUCUCUCAUCAUAUUUGGUGACAUUCAGCUAUAAAUAUAUAGGUGUGUGGUGUGUGUAUAUAUUAUUAAGGUCGUCUUAGCUCUGUGAAACUUGUAAGGUCUCCUCUUUCUCUAUCUAUCUCCCCUCUUACUCUUUCUGCUAUCACCAUGGAAACUCAAGCUCCUGCUGAAGAUUCAUACGAUAAACUUGUGGAAGAGAAAAGAGCAAGAGAGAAAGAAAUCGACGCUUGGCUUCCGAUUACAUCAUCAAGAAAUGCAAAGUGGUGGUACUCUGCGUUUCACAAUGUCACAGCUAUGGUUGGAGCCGGUGUUCUUAGCCUCCCUUAUGCCAUGGCUCAGCUUGGCUGGGGACCGGGUGUGGUGAUUCUAAUUUUAUCAUGGAUCAUAACACUAUACACACUAUGGCAAAUGGUGGAGAUGCACGAGAUGGUUCCAGGAAAACGUUUUGACCGUUACCACGAGCUUGGACAACACGCGUUUGGAGAGAAGCUUGGACUCUACAUAGUCGUUCCGCAACAGCUAAUCGUGGAAGUCGGCGUUUGCAUCGUGUAUAUGGUCACAGGAGGAAAGUCUUUGAAGAAGUUUCAUGAUCUCGUCUGCAAGGAUUGUAAAUCGAUUAAACUCACUUACUUCAUCAUGAUCUUUGCAUCCGUACACUUCGUCCUGUCUCAUCUUCCUAACUUCAACUCUAUCUCUGGAGUCUCUCUUGCUGCCGCCGUGAUGUCUCUCAGCUACUCCACAAUAGCAUGGUCAGCCUCAGCCGCUAAAGGCGUUAAAGAAAACGUUGAGUACGGUUACAAAGCAAAAUCCACAGCAGGAACGGUAUUCAACUUCUUCAGUGCGUUAGGAGAAGUAGCGUUUGCUUACGCAGGACACAACGUUGUCCUAGAGAUCCAAGCCACGAUCCCAUCAACGCCUGAGAAGCCCUCGAAAGGACCGAUGUGGAAAGGAGUCGUGGUUGCUUACAUUGUCGUUGCGCUUUGUUACUUCCCCGUCGCACUUGUUGGUUACUGGAUGUUCGGUAACUCUGUUGAUGACAACAUUCUUGAAACACUCGAGAAACCGGCUUGGUUAAUCGCAACUGCAAACAUGUUCGUUGUGAUACAUGUCAUCGGUAGCUACCAGAUAUAUGCAAUGCCUGUUUUUGAUAUGAUGGAGACUCUAUUGGUUAAGAAGAUGAAUUUCAGACCGAGCUGGUAUCUCCGGUUCGUUGUCCGUAAUUUCUACGUUGCCGCAACAAUGUUUGUCGGUAUGACGUUUCCGUUUUUUGGCGGCCUAUUGGCGUUUUUUGGUGGAUUUGCGUUUGCUCCGACAACAUAUUUCCUUCCUUGCGUAAUGUGGCUUGCCAUAUACAAACCAAGGAGAUACAGCUUGUCUUGGUGGACCAACUGGAUAUGCAUUGCAUUUGGCGUUUGCUUGAUGGUUCUAUCGCCGAUUGGAGGGCUAAGGACAAUCAUUAUCCAAGCUAAGGACUACAAGUUCUACUCGUAAAUUACAAUACAAUUUAAAUUUGGAUCACAUAUAUGGUCUCUGAUACAUAUAAAAUGUAGUAGCAUUUGAAGCUUUAAAGUUUGUUUACAAAGUUUAAAUUACAUGUUUGAUUUGAAUUCUCACAAUGUUUGUUUUUUGAGUAUUUUUGAUUCGUUUCUAUUUGAAAAAAAAAAAAUUCUCAAAAGACCUU
Brassica rapa (field mustard) is the source of this 4549-nucleotide messenger RNA. RefSeq names its product lysine histidine transporter 1. The record is from RefSeq and is a predicted model, not a curated record. Lineage: Eukaryota; Viridiplantae; Streptophyta; Magnoliopsida; Brassicales; Brassicaceae.